AAGCCUGGGCCGAGCCACAUCAGCUUGCUAUCCAAUAUGGCGGCCUCCGAUGUUGAUCAGGACACGUAGUAUGAUACAAACAGAGGCCCAUAUCUUUACAGCAAUCCCGAAAAUUAACCAAACUUAAACACGAUGUAAUGCCCAUAUAAACGUGUAAUUACAUCGGAUAGAAAUCACUGCCAUGGCUUCCACCACGGUAGAAGAGCGAGCAAAGAAAUUCUUGGAUUCGGUUUAUUCUGAUUUGAGAGCCUUAUCGAAUGAAACAAGAAGGAAGUUUGGUCCGGUCAAAGAGGCUGCUGAGGCUGGUAUACUAAGACUAAGGACUAUUUCUGCGAGAAAUCAGCGAAUGAACAGAGUUCUUGCAGAAGAAACAGAAAUUGUUCAGCCUUUCCUGCUUGGCUGUGACACAAAGGCAUUAAGAGUUGUGCAGAUCUCUCUUACUGCCCUUCAAAGGCUUGUUACACAUGAUGCCAUCUCUGAGUCUUCAGCAACAACACUUAUCACAACAUUAUGGCAAUUGAUGGAGUCAGGAAUUGAGGAGCUAAGGAUUCUGCAAACUAUUAUUUUACUAAUAACAUCAUCAAACAUUGUCCAUGGGGAUCAUCUAGGAAGGGCCAUAGUACUUUGCUUUAGGCUGCACUUUUCCAAGGACCCCACAACAAGUAGCACUGCAGCAGCAACUGUACGGCAGAUGAUUUCUGUGGUGUUUGACCGUGUCGUGACAGAGGAUGCAAACCCUCCUGGAUCUGAAAAAACAGAAGAGAGUUCUAGUGUCAGGCAUAAGAAUUGUCCAGUCAGCCUCUUGCCAUAUUCCAGAGAUGCCUAUCUACUUUUCCAGGAUCUAUGCCAGUUGACAAGCGGAGAGCAACCCUAUUGGCUUAGUGGCAUUGUAGAAAUGACAAGAACAUUUGGCCUAGAGUUACUAGAAUCUGUCCUCAGGGGAUACCCUAAUAUUUUCCUGAAGCAUCCUGAGUUCAGUUUCCUGUUAAAAGAGAGGGUGUGUCCUCUUGUCAUCAAGCUCUUCUCCCCUAGCAUCAAGUAUCGUCAUAGUGGUAACCAGGCAUCGUCUGGGCCAGUAGAGCGACCAGUCUUCCCUGUGGCUAUGAGGCUUCUUAGAAUUGUCUCUGUACUUAUUGAACAGUUCUACACAUUAUUGGUGACAGAGUGUGAGAUCUUCUUGUCAUUGCUUGUCAAGUUUCUUGAUUCUGGCAAACCUCUAUGGCAGCGAGCACUUGCCCUGGAAGUGUUGCACACUCUCACAGUUCAGCCAGCACUCUUAAGAUCAUUUGUCCAGUUCUAUGACAUGCAGGAGCAUUCGACCAAAAUAUUUCACGGUAUUAUCAACGCCUUGUCCAGUUUCAUACAAUCGGUCUUUACAAGUCAGACCUCUCAUGGCGGCAGCUCCGGGAACAGUAGUAGCUCUGGCAGCAAUACCAUACAGACAUCAUCAAGUGCAUCGCCUCCGUCAGUGAUGGCAUUAAGUACCAUGGGUGGGGUUACCCCCCAGCCUGGGUUUCUGUACCGCGGGGCAUGGGUGCCCUUGACUGUCAUGCCAGUGUCAGGCCAAGCAAAAUCUGUAUACCUUGAGCAUCUUGACCGACAAGAAACCCCCACCAUCCCUGAUGGUUACACCCUGUCCAUAGCAUUCGGCUGUAUGCUAGAGGUCAUCAAGGCACUCGACACUGUUGUGGUCCAGAGUAGAUCAUCGUUCAAGCCAGUCCAGGUUGACGGGUGGAUAGAACCUGACCAGGACAAAAUCAAGGAAAGUGUCACAGGUGUUGGAGCAGACAGCAUAAGUGCUAUGGCCCAAAACAAGAAUGGCAAAGAAGAAGAUGAUUACUCUGCUAUUGGUAAAGAGAUGGUGAGUGCAUCGUGGUGUGGAGUGUUGGCAUCUCUGUCGCUGCUUCUAGAAGCCAGCAAUGAUGAAACUGGGACAGAGGCCAUUCUCAAAUCAUACCAGACGUUUGCCAAUGUCUGUGGAAUCCUGAGCCUCAACACCCCACGUGACGCUUUUAUCACCUCUCUUUGUAAAGCUGCCCUACCACCCCAUUACACCCUCACUGUCGUCAACCCGCACUCUGGUAAAGCUCAAGUUUCCUAUGUCAAGCACCCCCCUGCUGGUACCCAAUCAGGUUCUGAUGUUCAAGGGGGGGCAAGCAGUGAAAUGCCUGUUCUUUCUCGCUCCCUGUCAUCAUCAGGGGGGUCAGGAGCGAGUGCGGUAGUGACAGGAACACCACUGGGUGCCUCUCAUGGACCUGUUACGUUGACUGCUAAGAAUAUCCAGUGUAUGCGAGCGCUGCUGAGUCUGGCUCACUGUCAUGGCAGCAUCCUUGGAACCGCCUGGCACAUGGUACUCAUAACCCUACAGCACUUGACGUGGAUUCUGGGCCUGAAGCCUUCAGCAGGAGGCACCUUGAAGGCGAUGCCGACCAGUGAGGCACCCAAUCUGGUAAUCAGUCAAUCUAUGAUGGCGGAGCUCCCUGUGCUUGCUGCUAUUCUCUCAAGACUCUUUGAGACAUCCAAGUAUCUGGAUGAUGUAGCUCUUCACCACCUUGUUGACGCUCUGUGCCAACUCUCUACUACGUCAAUGGAAAGUGCUCAAGCGAAUAAGGAACCGUCGUUGUUUGCCGUGGCCAAGCUCCUUGAGACUGGUCUCAAUAAUCUGCAUCGCGCACGCGUACUAUGGAAACCGCUGACAGCACAUUUGCUCGAUGUAUGCCAGCAUGCUCACGCCAAGAUGAGAGAGUGGGGAGCCGAGGCUGUGACGUCAUUAGUCAAGUCUGCCCUCACGCAUGACCACAAUCCACCGCUGACCGAAAACCCGACCUUGCAGGCCAUGUUGCUGUCACCGCUACAAGAGAUGUCAUUGAUCACGUUCACAGAUAUUCGUUUCAAGCAGCUGGAGUGCGUGCUACAGAUCCUGCACUCUACGGGACAGAAUCUUGGUCAUGGAUGGCCAUGCGUACUAGGAGUCAUUGGUGCGGCCACUAAUCAACAAGGAGAGGGUCUGAUACGAGUCGCGUUCCAAAGUCUACAGCUUGUGGUCACAGACUUCCUGCCGCUUAUGCCUUGCGCAUGCCUCAAAGUGGUUAUUGACGUUGCUGGCAAGUUUGGAUUGCAGGCUCAGGAACUGAACAUUAGCCUUACCGCGAUUGGCUUGUUGUGGAACAUAUCCGAUUUCCUCUCCCAACAUCGGGACAAAAUACGUGAGGGGCUUAGUGGAACCCCAGCGUUUGAGGGCCCCACCUUCGACCGCCCGGUCCCGCCGUCUGACCGCUUGUGGAUGUGCCUGUACUCUAUGCUUGGGGAGCUGUGCGUGGACCCGCGGCCUGCCGUGAGGAAGAGCGCGGGGCAGACCCUGUUCUCUACUAUAAGCGUACACGGCUCUCUGUUGGAAAACCCCACCUGGUACACUGUGCUCUGGCAAGUUCUGUUCCCAUUACUGGAUAAAGUCAAGCGCAUGUCCACAACCGCCGCUGAUGUUCCACCCCCUUGUGACGUCAACACCAACAAAAACAAGAUUCUGAUUCAUCACUCGCGUGACACGGCCGAAAAGCAAUGGGCUGAGACACGUGUUCUUACUCUUAACGGCGUCGCACGGGUCUUCAACACUCGCCGCCAGACCCUUGCGGCCUUGGACGAGUUCCCUAGAGCAUGGGCUCUACUGUUGGAGUUCAUUGAAUCCGCCGCGCUCAGCAAGUCAUCCGAGGUCGCGCUAGCAGCGCUGAAGAGUUUCCAGGAGAUGGUGCACGACUCUAGUGACCGGGAAGGCCAGGAAGAGAGCCUGGCCACCAUUUUGGACCCCGCCAAGGCUGCGAAACAGCGCGCCAAAAUUAAAGUAAAACCCAAGUUUUUCAAGGAAGAUGAGGACUUGAAUCUUUGGAUUAAUGCCUGGAAAGUAUGGUACGAUAUUGGUACUGCCAGUACCUCUAGCGCGAGUUUUACACGAACGAGACGGAACUCCGAGGGAAAGACGGUCACGGACCGCGUCUUUCCCGCCCAAGCAUUCAUUACCGCGCUAGUGCAAAUAUUCCCGAGUCUUUUCAGGCGUAUUUAUAAUCGAUUCGGCUUAGCGGAUUUACAGAAACUUUCGCGUAUUUUGUACUCGUGCAUUUGCGUACCUGUCCACGUGGACCAGUCACCCUUUCUUGUCCCGUCCUUCCAAGACACGGUGUUGACACCCUUGCAGCACGCCAUCCUGGACGUGGUAGAGAUCCUGCGCGAGCCUUUGCCGAGUGCGAGUGGUUGCGUGCUCGACACCUCCGGACAACCUAUGUACCCCACUCUGUUCUUGCUGCUGGUGCAAUUCGUAGAGUGCGCUUGUACCCCUCCUUCUGUAGAUCAGGGGGAGCAGGUGAUGGGAAAGCGCAAGGAGUGGGUCAUCCUGUCGUUGACGCCCUUUUCUGAGAGGUGUCUACAGAUAACUGUGGAUAUGUACCGCGUGAGCGCCGAUAAGCCCGCGGUCAUCGAGGACAAAGUGCUUGAGAGAAUAAUUAGGGCUCUUUGCACGCCAAUGAGGCUUAAGUACGAUUGCCCGUCACAGUCCACCUGGAAACUCGCGGUCGAAUCGCUGCUCACCGUCCUCCGUGUUGGUCUUUCUGUGGCGCUGGACCACCCAGAAUCAUUUCGCUCGAUGUGGUACGAGCUAGCAUCCUGCUUGGAAGACUUCCUUUUCUCGGAAAAGGCUCCACCCGAGUCUCAGUCGCUCGAGCAACACCAAUCAGAUGAGGAACAGGAUAUAAAGUUGCUGCGUAUGAUUCGUGACGACAUCCUCCCUCACUCGCCUACUCUUCCAAAAGACUUCAUGGCUCGCGUGAUGUCGCUACUCAACCGCGGCUCCAUCCAUUCAGCGACAGACUCCACGUUCAGCGGCACUGAUGUCAGCGGUUUCCCUUUGCGUGAGGAAUUCGCGAAGUCGUGCUUUGAGACGCUCCUGCAAUUCUCUUUUGUCAGCGGAAACCCACCAAAGGAUAUGAAAGAUGGUAAGGUGUCGGAACUCGCCCUGGACGCGAUGCUCACUCGGUGCAACGACGUGCUGCAUAAUUACGUAGAAGACGAAAAACUCAGUGGCAAAUGCCCGUUACCAAGGACACGUAUGGCAGAGAUAUCUUUUGUCAUGAAAGCUGUUGGAACUCUCAUAAGCUCCUUAAAGCGAGCAGCCCUGGACAACCCAGAAGUUGUUGACAAGAAGAUCUGGGUGCAGGUUGUAGAGCUAUAUCCUCGCCUUGUCGAGUGCACCACGUGCACCUCAACACAGGUCCGCCGCGCACUGAAGGAGGCAUUGCAUGAAUAUACGGACCUUAUCACACCCCCUCGAGUAGACGGGAGAGCGCAAGAAAUACCGGCUGUCAAUGGCAGUACAUAGCAGUGAUAGUCCGGUAGUGCACGGGUGUAGUGCACGUGAUAAACCCAGUGAUAAACGUGAAUUGCCUGGUAGUACGACCUUUAAUAGACGCGUCAUGCGAGAGAACUGAUGUAUAGCGCGAUAAUAGCCCAGUUGCACGGCAUUCAAUUGACAAGUCAGAGGGAUCGUACAUAGCGCUUAAUGUCCGGUAGUACAGGACCUUUAGUAGAUUCUUCACACCCAGGAUCAAUUGUAUAGCGGCAGUAGCCCCGUUGGCAACAAUUUUUGGAGACGGGUGACAUCAUAUAUCGUAACAUCAUGUACGAUUUGUGGUAGGUACAGUGCAUUGGGGUAAUAGCCCAGUUGUACGACAUUUGGUGGACGCGUCACACGCGCGACACAUGGAGCAAAGCGAUAAUAAGUGGGUAACACGAUUUGUGGUAGGGACAGUGCAUUGGGGUAAUAGCCCAGUUGUAUGACAUUUGGUGGACGCGUCACGCUCUGUUUAUCCCUGAAAUGGUAGCUAGAUCUUUAGAAGAUGCAAGCUGCAUCGGCUGGGACUUUUUAAUAGAUAAAAGGUGUAUAUUUUGAUUUUUGUAAUCGAACUGUAAAUUAUGGAACCAGUCAACUUUGCCUCCUAUCGCUAUUAGUUGGUGUCGUCGUAGAUGUUAGAGAUUAUUCGAAAAAAAAAUGUUUCUCUACCGCUAAAGCGCCAUGACGCACCUGAAUUAACCGCACAGACAUUCAAGUUGACAAGGACUUCAAGUUUCAAGUUUAUAGCGUGUGCAAUGUCGUACAUCGCAAGAAUUGCUCGGCCAAAAUAGCCAACAAGACUGCAUGGUCAGUGGUGCUGGCGAAUGAUAGCGCUCUCUGUACUAUGGGCUUAUUGUGUGACGCGCGCUACCGUGGCCACAAAGACAAAAUGUUGUAAAAAAGCAUGCGAAAUGAUGCACUUGAUUGACAAAAUUUUCAUUCCGUCGUGCUCAGAAGUGCACUGCAGGUUUUUAUUGGCCAUGGCUGUCUGGCUUGUGACGUUGAUUCCAGUCAGAUGGCACGUUUUUCUUAUCCUUUAUUAGCCUACUUCACAAAACUGUUAAGGUGGCCACGGUGACGCGCGUCGCAUUGUAAAAUUGUAAAAGCUGAUGAGGACAGCACGAUUUAGUUGUGACACCUCUACAACAAAAUCAGCCCACGAAUCCGCUACGAUGAUCGACUUUACGAAAGUCGUAAUGUGUAACUCAGGGCUAAGACAUGUCGUAGGCAAUUUUUGGUUACGUAUCUAUGUAAAAAAAAAAAUGGCCACGCACUGUACCUGAUGUACGGAUUCACCGCAACCCGUCCUUGUCCACCUAGGAAUUAAAUUCUGACAGUAUAAAAAAUACCAUUGCCAAUGUUUAAAGAAAAUACGAAUAGGUAUACUGUAAAAUAUAUGUUUAAAUGAAAUUGUGGUUC
Molecule: messenger RNA, 6796 nt
Organism: Nematostella vectensis (starlet sea anemone)
Lineage: Eukaryota; Metazoa; Cnidaria; Anthozoa; Actiniaria; Edwardsiidae
Product: protein MON2 homolog
Exons: 32
Coding region: 182-5365 (1727 amino acids)
Source: RefSeq, a predicted model, not a curated record